AUGGGCGAUGGCGUGAGAUAUGAUCGACGUAGCGUCGUAGAAGACUAUCUCCCGGAGUACAUUACAAUUACGACGAAAUAUCUUCUGAGUGCCAUAACAUCCGGUUGCAUGUGCGAGAGUGCUGCGGGCAGGAUCCAAGUGCGAGACGGCAAGGUUCAUGCCAUUACGUACACCGAGGAGGCCUUGAAGCCAAAAAAUGCCUCCAUCUGCAAGCGGCAUUUAUGGACACGGGCCAUCCUUCAUCUUUCAACGAGGUCUGACCACACAGCUCGAAGAUGCAUGGCAUGGUUUGAGGCAAAUAAUUUGGAGGUGCUGGAACGGCCAGGGAACAACAGACCGCAACUCAAUUAA
Darwinula stevensoni is the source of this 351-nucleotide messenger RNA. NCBI's taxonomy places the organism in Eukaryota, Metazoa, Arthropoda, Ostracoda, Podocopida, Darwinulidae. The record is from the annotation of a GenBank genome assembly.